UCUCUGCAGUCAGAAAGAACAUAAAGAGGCUCCUGAGGAGACUCCUCUAGCAUUUUACUUGGUUACCAAAGCUUGCUCUGUCUGCCGGGAUCUUAUCCAUUGAGUAAAGAGCAGCCAGGAGCUUCUUCUUCUCUUCUUUGUGGAUAACUUUUUCCCCUCUCUCCUACUGAAUCAUGACUCUGGAAGAAAUCCACAGCCAGGAGACGGUUACCGAAAGCACCAAUAGGAUGCAGAGCGCCAGGAAGGCGCUGAAUGAGUUGCUGCUGUCUGCCCAACGCCAAAGCUGUCUCACUGCAGGAGUUUAUGAGUCUGCUAAAGUCAUGAAUAUCGAUCCAGAUAAUGUGACUUUUUGUGUCCUGGCUGCGGAUGAGGAAGAUGAAGGUGACAUUGCUCUGCAAAUUCACUUCACUCUCAUCCAGGCUUUCUGUUGUGAAAACGACAUCGACAUUGUUCGAGUCAACAAUAUCCAGAAGCUGGCGGAGAUCAUAGGUGCUAAUGAGGAUUCUGGGGAGCCCCAAGACCUACACUGCAUCUUAAUCACAAAUCCCAAUGAGAAUUCCUGUAAAGAUCCAGCUUUGGAAAAACUAAGCUUGUUCUGUGAAGAGAGCCGAAAUGUAAAUGACUGGGUACCCACUAUCACACUGCCUGAAUGAGUCUGAUAGCCCAAAGGACUGGGGAGAGCCCUAAAACCUUUGUUGUCUUAUCAACUUGGUGCUAGACACCUGGGCAAACCAAGCAACCGGUGGCUGAUUCUGUAGAUUAGCAUGGAGGAGAAAUCCAGAAUUGAGCUGCUUGGAACAGCAUACAGUGGGCUGUUGCCAAGAAGAGAGCUGUGUAAGUGAUUGGUUAGAGUGCACCUUACAGUGUGCCUCUGUAGUGCUUGGGCACUGGAGAAGAUGGCUUACGUUGGAGCUGAAAGAAUACUGGAAGUUUACAAAUCAGAUGAAAACUGCCUUGGAUAAGGAGAACAGGUUGAGGAAUGAAAAAGCUACCAGAAGUUGAAACUGAGCUGUUCAGCAAAAAAGAAGGGAAACACUGGCCAGGUCGUGGACCUUUGACCUUGCUAGAAAUGACAACUAAACUUUAUUGACCAAGGACCUCUGCACUGCAUUUUUCAAAACUGAUUAUUGCAGUAAUCUUAAAUGAAGUAGUGCCAUUUAUGAAGCAAUAAUGUUGGAAGUUUACAAUAAUAAACUCAUUGAAAAUUAA
Messenger RNA from Monodelphis domestica (gray short-tailed opossum), 1209 nucleotides. RefSeq names its product growth arrest and DNA damage inducible gamma (gene GADD45G). NCBI's taxonomy places the organism in Eukaryota, Metazoa, Chordata, Mammalia, Didelphimorphia, Didelphidae. The record is from RefSeq and is a predicted model, not a curated record. Gene Ontology annotation, cellular component: nucleus; cytoplasm. Gene Ontology annotation, biological process: regulation of cell cycle.